AUGCCGUCGGUGCCGUACGGGCUGCAGUUCCAGGCGGCACAGCAGCAGGCGCUGCUCUCGCAGGCGGGCUCGGUGAGCCUCGGCGCCCCCGGCAUCGCGCUGCCCACCACGCUGGCCACCACGCAGCCGGUGAUGACGGUCGGCUCCGGAGUGGCGUACCCGACCGCCCGGAACCUGGGUCCGCCAGCCUCCGCCUACCCCGGCCAGCAGCUGAUGCAGGCGCAGCAGCAGCAGCAGCAACAACAACAGCAGCAACAGCAGCAACAGCAGCAGCAGCAGCAGCAGCCGAAGCAGCGAGUGUUCACGGGUACCAUCACCAAGCUGCACGACAACUUCGGCUUCGUGGACGAGGACGUCUUCUUCCAGACCAACUGCAUCCGCGGCACGCUGCCCAAGGUGGGCGAGCGCGUGCUGGUCGAGGCCCAGUACAACGCCAACAUGCCGUUCAAGUGGAACGCUACCCGCAUCCAGCUGCUGCCGAACCAGGGCGGCGCCGGCGGCGGCGGCGGCGGCGGCGCGAUGGGCGCCGUGCGCAGCCAGGCGGUGCUGACCCGCGGCCCACCCCAGGUCAUGGCCGCCAAGAGCGCCGGCCCGGCCUACAGCGCCGUGCCCCCGCCCAGUGAGCAGAUGCCGCAGCAGCGCGGCCGCGCCACGCCCAGAUACUCGGUCCACGUGCCCAAGGUCACCAUGGACAUGUCGGAGGCGGCUGUGCUCACCCUGAGGAAGCGCUACACUAACCUGUACGUGCCAUCCGACUUCUUCCUGUCGCGCUUCCUCUGCGCAGAGACGUUUCCGCUGCACCGUCCAUUCCAGCUGGCCUCGCCGGUGUCGUACCACGUGAUGAGCAAGGACGUGGACCCGGUGGCCGAGAACACCGCCGUGUACGAGCCGCCCGACGUGGACUACCGUUUCUGCGCCAAGGUGAUGCUGCUGACCACGCCCACGUGGGAGGAUAUCUGCCGCAAGACCUGCACCCUGGCCGAGGAGGACGUGGACGAGGACAGCCUGGUGCACCCCUCGCGCGUUAUCAGCUUCCUUGUCGGACUGCGCGGCAAGAACGAGACGAUGGCCAUCGGUGGCCCGUGGUCGCCGAGCCGCGACGGCGCCGACCCGGAGGGCGACCCGCAGGUGCUGAUCCGCACGGCCGUGCGCACGUGCCGCGCGCUCACCGGCGUCGAUCUGUCGCAGUGCACCAAGUGGUACCGGUUGGCCGAGAUAUUCUAUCGCCGGGGGGACAAGUCCACAGAAACGGUGGUUCUGUUCCUGCCGGACACCGCGGCGCUGGUGCCCUCUCGCGUCGACUGGGAGAAGCAGCAGGCCACCUAUCAGCGUCAUUUGGAAGCCAAACUUAACCCGUCGGCCGCCGCACAGGAUGAGAAGGCACUGCCCCGUCUCCGCUCUCUCGUGUCUGUGGCCGAUGGCGCUGCGUGCCGCUCGAUGACUGUCCUGUAUUGCAGCGGGAUGAGGCACCGCCGGCCGCGGCCGCCGCGCCGGAACUGGGCACUUCCGGUCCGGUCGGCCGGGGCCGCGCCCCCGCUAACAGGCCAGCCUCGCGUCUGUUUACAGAGCGGCCACGUGGCGGCCACCUCACGACGGGGGGACGAGGAGGUGGCGACGGCGAGGUGGCGACCAAAACAGGAGCCCACGCGCUGGACGGAGCUCGACCCGAAGAGCAUGAAGGUGGCCGAGCUGAAGCAGGAGCUGGAGCUGCGCUCGCUCAGUCCGAAAGGCCUCAAGUCUCAGCUGAUCGCGCGGCUCACCAAGGUGCUGAAGACGGAGGAGGAGCGCGAGGAGGAGGAGCGGGUGUCGGGCGCGGCGGCGGCCGCCCAGCCGGCGCCGGCACCGCCGCCGGCGCCGCCAGCGCCGGCACCGGCCGCCGAGCCCGAGCCGCCCGAGGACGAGGAGGCGCGGCGGCGGGAGGAGGCCGAGCGGCGGGCGCUCGAGAAAAAGUACCAGCUGCCGGACACGCCGCAGGUGGUGGUGCACCCGCACAGGACGGCCAAGUCGGGCAAGUUCGACUGCACGGUCAUGUCGCUCUCCGUCCUGCUCGACUACCGUCCCGAGGACAACAAGGAACACUCAUUCGAGGUGUCGCUGUUCGCCGAGGUGUUCAACGAGAUGCUGAUGCGAGACGCCGGCUUCACCAUCUACCGGGCGCUGGUGGAGGCACCGGACAAACCGCGCGAGGAGAAGAAGAGCAAGGACCAGGACAAGGAGAAGAAGGAGGCGGCCGGGGACGAGGACAAGAAGAAGGAGGACAAGGAGGAAUCGGAGGAGCGUGACGACGACGAUCACACCUCCAGCGACGCCAACAUGUACACGGCCAACAAGGCCCUGCUGAACGCCUUCGCCUACUUCGACACGUCCCACUGCGGCUACGUCGUCGACAAGGCUGAGGAGAUCCUGUACACCAUCGGCAUCGGCCUCAGCCGCGCGCAGGUUCGCAAGCUGGUGCAGAAAGUGGCGGAGAAGGACGCCGUGCCGUACCGGCGCCUGACUGACCGGCCGGUGCCGGAGGACGGCGAGGAGGAGAAGCCCGAUCCCAGCCGGCAGGCUGACGUCACCACUCUGGCCAAGGGCAACUGGCAGCACCUGCCGGCAUUCGCCAUAGCACAGCACAGGGCGACACAGUGA
Molecule: messenger RNA, 2634 nt
Organism: Pollicipes pollicipes
Lineage: Eukaryota; Metazoa; Arthropoda; Thecostraca; Pollicipedomorpha; Pollicipedidae
Product: cell division cycle and apoptosis regulator protein 1-like
Biological process (GO): regulation of DNA-templated transcription
Cellular component (GO): nucleus
Source: RefSeq, a predicted model, not a curated record